Molecule: messenger RNA, 576 nt
Organism: Nicotiana tabacum (common tobacco)
Lineage: Eukaryota; Viridiplantae; Streptophyta; Magnoliopsida; Solanales; Solanaceae
Source: RefSeq, a predicted model, not a curated record
AUGACUCUGUGUGGAUUAUCGGGCACUAAACCAAUCACGGUGAAGAACAAGUACCAUAUCCCGCUAAUGGUAGACUUGUUCGAUAGAUUGGGCGGUGUUAUAGUGUUCACCAAAAUAGACAUGAAGAUAGGUUACUGGCAAGUCCGAAUUACUGAGGAAGAUGAACACAAGGCGACCUGUGUAAUAAGACAUGGGUCGUACGACUUUCUGGCCAUGCCAUUCGGCUUAACUAAUGCUCCAGCCACAUUUUGCACCUUGAUGAACCAAGUCUUCCGAUAUUACAUUGAUGAAUUCGAAGUGGUCUAUUUCGAUGACAUUGUGGUAUAUAGCAAAAUAUUGGAGGAAUACUUGAAGCACCUGCGGAAGGUCCUAGCCCGACUGUGGGAGCAUAAAUUAUAUGUGAAGCUAUCCAAGUGCUCAUUAGGCCAAAAGCAUAUCGACUUCCUCCGACAUGUCAUCGAGGAAGGGCGGAUAAAGAUGGGCCAACGGAAGAUUCAGGGUGUCACAGAUUGGUCGCCACCUAAGGAUAUCAACGCCUUAAGGGUGUUCCUUGGCCUAUGCAACUUUUAUCGGUGA